CGAAUGAAUGAGUGCAUGCGCGCACCCAAGUUGGCCGGGUGCGGCUGCGGCGCCCCUCACCGGUGCUCACCCUGCACAAGGGCUGUGCGUCAAUCAAGGAGCUUCUGCUGGGGCAGCUGCCACGUGCUGACUCGGUCACCCGCAGACCCCAGGUACCCUCUGUACCAGCUGGGCAACCCCCAGCUCCGCGUCUUCCGCACCAACUUCUUCAUCCAGCUCGUGCGGCCCGGCACGGCCCAGCCCGACGACACCGUGCAGUUCCGGAUCCCCAUGGAGAUGACCAGGGUGGACCUGAGGAAUUACCUGGAGCGCAUUUACAACGUGCCCGUGAGCACCGUGAGGACAAGAGUGCAGCACGGUUCCAACAGGAAGAGGGAUCACAGAAAUGUCAGGCUGAAGAAACCAGACUACAAGGUGGCCUACGUACAGCUGGCGCAUGGACAGACCUUUACGUUCCCAGACCUGUUUCCUGAGAAGAAGCUGAGCCCUGAGGGUGGCUCUGCUGACGACGACAUCCGGGACCAGCUCCUGGAGGCCCAGCAGCGCAAGGAGACCCGCGACCCCCAGCGGGGGGGGGUCCCCGAGUGGUUCGGCCUGUGAUCCGCCAACUGACAGCUCAAAUAAAGUGCUGCAUGUGGACAAAGGG
Rhinolophus ferrumequinum (greater horseshoe bat) is the source of this 646-nucleotide messenger RNA. It is a transcript of the gene MRPL23, whose product is annotated as mitochondrial ribosomal protein L23. Gene Ontology annotation, molecular function: structural constituent of ribosome. NCBI's taxonomy places the organism in Eukaryota, Metazoa, Chordata, Mammalia, Chiroptera, Rhinolophidae. The transcript is spliced from 6 exons. Gene Ontology annotation, cellular component: mitochondrial large ribosomal subunit; ribosome. The record is from RefSeq and is a predicted model, not a curated record. Gene Ontology annotation, biological process: mitochondrial translation. Bases 4 to 600 code for a protein of 198 amino acids.